AUGUCUAUGAAUGAUCAGGCAAUUAAAAUUGAACCACCAGAAUAUUCACCAGAUGACAUUAAACUCGAAAUGGAGGAUGAAUUUGAUGAUCCUGACGUUACUGUUAAAUCCGAAUCGUAUUCUGAAGAUGAUGAUACGCGUUUAGAAAGAUUUAUGAACUCCGAGGUGAAAAUUGAAGAAGAAGUCAAACAGGAGUUAGUCGAGACAACAACUUAUGAAUGUGACAUUUGCAAUAGAUCAUUUGCAGAAACACAUCAUUUAAAAGAGCAUAUGUUCGAACAUAUGCCUAAUAAUAGCAAAGAAAGUUCUUUCAAAUGCAAAAUCUGUUACAAGACUUUCAAUCAAUUAUGUAAUAUGAAAAGGCACAUGCUCAUUCACAGUGAGCGUCUUUAUGAAUGUGAAGUAUGUAAUAAGGAAUUUACUCAAUCAAAGAAUUUGAAGAGACACAUGGCACUUCAUAGUCAGAAUCAAUGA
Molecule: messenger RNA, 474 nt
Organism: Ctenocephalides felis (cat flea)
Lineage: Eukaryota; Metazoa; Arthropoda; Insecta; Siphonaptera; Pulicidae
Product: tissue-resident T-cell transcription regulator protein ZNF683-like
Exons: 2
Coding region: 1-474 (157 amino acids)
Biological process (GO): regulation of transcription by RNA polymerase II
Cellular component (GO): nucleus
Molecular function (GO): RNA polymerase II cis-regulatory region sequence-specific DNA binding; DNA-binding transcription factor activity, RNA polymerase II-specific
Source: RefSeq, a predicted model, not a curated record